Messenger RNA from Closterium sp. Naga37s-1, 7425 nucleotides. The record is from the annotation of a GenBank genome assembly. Lineage: Eukaryota; Viridiplantae; Streptophyta; Zygnematophyceae; Desmidiales; Closteriaceae.
AUGCUGACCAUGUGCCGGAUUCUGAAUCUGGCGGAGGCGUGCGAGGUGGUGGCGAACUUGCAGCUGGCGGUGUGUGGGGCCACGCGGAACUUUCCGAGCAGUUACGGUCCAGGAUCCCGAGGAUCCUGCGUGUCUUUGGCAGAAUCGCUCGAGUCGCCGUUGGCACCCGUGUCGGAAGCGCCCGCCGGGGUAGCGCCCUUAGCGCGUACUUUCCCCCGCCACGUGGGGGAUCUUGUAGGGGCUGCUCAAGCCGGGACCCCCGUGGACACGCUUCAGUCGUCGGCACAUCUCCUUCUUGCAGUAUCGGCGUGCAUGCGCUCGAUGCUUGAGGUGGAAGGGGCGGAGCCGUACACGAUGCGCCUCAAAUUUCAAGCCUCUCAUGGCUUAACUUCUCUUCUCCCUCCUUUCCAUCCACCAUUCUUCUCCCUUCUUUCCAUCCCCCAUACUUCUCCCUCCUUUCCAUCCCCCAUACUUCUCCCUCCUUUCCAUCCCCCAUACUUCUCCCUCCUUUCCAUCCCCCAUACUUCUCCCUCCUUUCCAUCCCCCAUACUUCUCCCUCCUUUCCAUCCCCCAUACUUCUCCCUCCUUUCCAUCCCCCAUUCUUCUCCCUCCUUUCCAUCCCUCAUACUUCUCCCUCCUUUCCAUCCCCCAUACUUCUCCCUCCUUUCCAUCCCCCAUACUUCUCCCUCCUUUCCAUCCCCCAUACUUCUCCCUCCUUUCCAUCCCCCAUACUUCUCCCUCCUUUCCAUCCCCCAUACUUCCUCCUUUCCAUCCCCCAUACUUCCUCCUUUCCAUCCCCCAUACUUCUCCCUCCUUUCCAUCCCCCAUACUUCCUCCUUUCCAUCCCCCAUACUUCCUCCUUUCCAUCCCCCAUACUUCCUCCUUUCCAUCCCCCAUACUUCCUCCUUUCCAUCCCCCAUACUUCCUCCUUUCCAUCCCCCAUACUUCCUCCUUUCCAUCCCCCAUACUUCCUCCUUUCCAUCCCCCAUACUUCCUCCUUUCCAUCCCCCAUACUUCCUCCUUUCCAUCCCCCAUACUUCCUCCUUUCCAUCCCCCAUACUUCCUCCUUUCCAUCCCCCAUACUUCCUCCUUUCCAUCCCCCAUACUUCCUCCUUUCCAUCCCCCAUACUUCCUCCUUUCCAUCCCCCAUACUCCCUCCUUUCCAUCCCCCAUACUCCCUCCUUUCCAUCCCCCAUACUCCCUCCUUCCCAUCCCCCAUACUCCCUCCUUUCCAUCCCCCAUACUCCCUCCUUCCCAUCCCCCAUACUUCCUCCUUCUUUCCAUCCCCCAUACUUCCUCCUUUCCAUCCCCCAUACUUCCUCCUUUCCAUCCCCCAUACUUCCUCCUUUCCAUCCCCCAUACUUCCUCCUUUCCAUCCCCCAUACUUCCUCCUUUCCAUCCCCCAUACUCCCUCCUUUCCAUCCCCCAUACUUCCUCCUUUCCAUCCCCCAUACUUCCUCCUUUCCAUCCCCCAUACUUCCUCCUUUCCAUCCCCCAUACUUCCUCCUUUCCAUCCCCCAUACUUCCUCCUUUCCAUCCCCCAUACUUCCUCCUUUCCAUCCCCCAUACUUCCUCCUUUCCAUCCCCCAUACUUCCUCCUUUCCAUCCCCCAUACUUCUCCCUCCUUUCCAUCCCCCAUAUUUCCUCCUUUCCAUCCCCCAUACUUCCUCCUUUCCAUCCCCCAUACUUCCUCCUUUCCAUCCCCCAUACUUCUCCCUCCUUUCCAUCCCCCAUACUUCCUCCUUUCCAUCCCCCAUACUUCCUCCUUUCCAUCCCCCAUACUUCUCCCUCCUUUCCAUCCCCCAUACUUCUCCCUCCUUUCCAUCCCCCAUACUUCCUCCUUUCCAUCCCCCAUACUUCUCCCUCCUUUCCAUCCCCCAUACUUCUCCCUCCUUUCCAUCCCCCAUACUUCCUCCUUUCCAUCCCCCAUACUUCCUCCUUUCCAUCCCCCAUACUUCCUCCUUUCCAUCCCCCAUACUUCCUCCUUUCCAUCCCCCAUACUUCUUCCUCCUUUCCAUCCCCCAUACUUCCUCCUUUCCAUCCCCCAUACUUCCUCCUUUCCAUCCCCCAUACUUCCUCCUUUCCAUCCCCCAUACUUCCUCCUUUCCAUCCCCCAUACUUCCUCCUUUCCAUCCCCCAUACUUCCUCCUUUCCAUCCCCCAUACUUCCUCCUUUCCAUCCCCCAUACUUCCUCCUUUCCAUCCCCCAUACUUCCUCCUUUCCAUCCCCCAUACUUCCUCCUUUCCAUCCCCCAUACUCCCUCCUUUCCAUCCCCCAUACUUCUCCCUCCUUUCCAUCCCCCAUACUUCUCCCUCCUUUCCAUCCCCCAUACUUCUCCCUCCUUUCCAUCCCCCAUACUUCUCCCUCCUUUCCAUCCCCCAUACUUCCUCCUUUCCAUCCCCCAUACUUCUCCCUCCUUUCCAUCCCCCAUACUUCUCCCUCCUUUCCAUCUCCCAUACUUCCUCCUUUCCAUCCCCCAUACUUCUCCCUCCUUUCCAUCCCCCAUACUUCCUCCUUUCCAUCCCCCAUACUUCCUCCUUUGCAUCCCCCAUACUUCCUCCUUUCCAUCCCCCAUACUUCUCCCUCCUUUCCAUCCCCCAUACUUCUCCCUCCUUUCCAUCCCCCAUACUUCUCCCUCCUUUCCAUCCCCCAUACUCCCUCCUUUCCAUCCCCCAUACUUCUCCCUCCUUUCCAUCCCCCAUACUUCUCCCUCCUUUCCAUCCCCCAUACUUCCUCCUUUGCAUCCCCCAUACUUCCUCCUUUGCAUCCCCCAUACUUCCUCCUUUCCAUCCCCCAUACUUCUCCCUCCUUUCCAUCCCCCAUACUUCCUCCUUUCCAUCCCCCAUACUUCCUCCUUUCCAUCCCCCAUACUUCCUCCUUUCCAUCCCCCAUACUUCCUCCUUUCCAUCCCCCAUACUUCCUCCUUUCCAUCCCCCAUACUUCCUCCUUUCCAUCCCCCAUACUUCCUCCUUUCCAUCCCCCAUACUUCCUCCUUUCCAUCCCCCAUACUUCCUCCUUUCCAUCCCCCAUACUUCCUCUUUUCCAUCCCCCAUACUUCCUCCUUUCCAUCCCCCAUACUUCCUCCUUUCCAUCCCCCAUACUUCCUCCUUUCCAUCCCCCAUACUUCCUCCUUUCCAUCCCCCAUACUUCCUCCUUUCCAUCCCCCAUACUUCCUCCUUUCCAUCCCCCAUACUUCCUCCUUUCCAUCCCCCAUACUUCCUCCUUUCCAUCCCCCAUACUUCCUCCUUUCCAUCCCCCAUACUUCCUCCUUUCCAUCCCCCAUACUCCCUCCUUUCCAUCCCCCAUACUUCUCCCUCCUUUCCAUCCCCCAUACUUCUCCCUCCUUUCCAUCCCCCAUACUUCUCCCUCCUUUCCAUCCCCCAUACUUCUCCCUCCUUUCCAUCCCCCAUACUUCCUCCUUUCCAUCCCCCAUACUUCUCCCUCCUUUCCAUCCCCCAUACUUCUCCCUCCUUUCCAUCUCCCAUACUUCCUCCUUUCCAUCCCCCAUACUUCUCCCUCCUUUCCAUCCCCCAUACUUCCUCCUUUCCAUCCCCCAUACUUCCUCCUUUGCAUCCCCCAUACUUCCUCCUUUCCAUCCCCCAUACUUCUCCCUCCUUUCCAUCCCCCAUACUUCUCCCUCCUUUCCAUCCCCCAUACUUCUCCCUCCUUUCCAUCCCCCAUACUUCCUCCUUUCCAUCCCCCAUACUUCCUCCUUUCCAUCCCCCAUACUUCCUCCUUUCCAUCCCCCAUACUUCCUCCUUUCCAUCCCCCAUACUUCCUCCUUUCCAUCCCCCAUACUUCUCCCUCCUUUCCAUCCCCCAUAUUUCCUCCUUUCCAUCCCCCAUACUUCCUCCUUUCCAUCCCCCAUACUUCCUCCUUUCCAUCCCCCAUACUUCUCCCUCCUUUCCAUCCCCCAUACUUCCUCCUUUCCAUCCCCCAUACUUCCUCCUUUCCAUCCCCCAUACUUCUCCCUCCUUUCCAUCCCCCAUACUUCUCCCUCCUUUCCAUCCCCCAUACUUCCUCCUUUCCAUCCCCCAUACUUCUCCCUCCUUUCCAUCCCCCAUACUUCUCCCUCCUUUCCAUCCCCCAUACUUCCUCCUUUCCAUCCCCCAUACUUCCUCCUUUCCAUCCCCCAUACUUCCUCCUUUCCAUCCCCCAUACUUCCUCCUUUCCAUCCCCCAUACUUCUUCCUCCUUUCCAUCCCCCAUACUUCCUCCUUUCCAUCCCCCAUACUUCCUCCUUUCCAUCCCCCAUACUUCCUCCUUUCCAUCCCCCAUACUUCCUCCUUUCCAUCCCCCAUACUUCCUCCUUUCCAUCCCCCAUACUUCCUCCUUUCCAUCCCCCAUACUUCCUCCUUUCCAUCCCCCAUACUUCCUCCUUUCCAUCCCCCAUACUUCCUCCUUUCCAUCCCCCAUACUUCCUCCUUUCCAUCCCCCAUACUCCCUCCUUUCCAUCCCCCAUACUUCUCCCUCCUUUCCAUCCCCCAUACUUCUCCCUCCUUUCCAUCCCCCAUACUUCUCCCUCCUUUCCAUCCCCCAUACUUCUCCCUCCUUUCCAUCCCCCAUACUUCCUCCUUUCCAUCCCCCAUACUUCUCCCUCCUUUCCAUCCCCCAUACUUCUCCCUCCUUUCCAUCUCCCAUACUUCCUCCUUUCCAUCCCCCAUACUUCUCCCUCCUUUCCAUCCCCCAUACUUCCUCCUUUCCAUCCCCCAUACUUCCUCCUUUGCAUCCCCCAUACUUCCUCCUUUCCAUCCCCCAUACUUCUCCCUCCUUUCCAUCCCCCAUACUUCUCCCUCCUUUCCAUCCCCCAUACUUCUCCCUCCUUUCCAUCCCCCAUACUCCCUCCUUUCCAUCCCCCAUACUUCUCCCUCCUUUCCAUCCCCCAUACUUCUCCCUCCUUUCCAUCCCCCAUACUUCCUCCUUUGCAUCCCCCAUACUUCCUCCUUUGCAUCCCCCAUACUUCCUCCUUUCCAUCCCCCAUACUUCUCCCUCCUUUCCAUCCCCCAUACUUCCUCCUUUCCAUCCCCCAUACUUCCUCCUUUCCAUCCCCCAUACUUCCUCCUUUCCAUCCCCCAUACUUCCUCCUUUCCAUCCCCCAUACUUCCUCCUUUCCAUCCCCCAUACUUCCUCCUUUCCAUCCCCCAUACUUCCUCCUUUCCAUCCCCCAUACUUCCUCCUUUCCAUCCCCCAUACUUCCUCCUUUCCAUCCCCCAUACUUCCUCUUUUCCAUCCCCCAUACUUCCUCCUUUCCAUCCCCCAUACUUCCUCCUUUCCAUCCCCCAUACUUCCUCCUUUCCAUCCCCCAUACUUCCUCCUUUCCAUCCCCCAUACUUCCUCCUUUCCAUCCCCCAUACUUCCUCCUUUCCAUCCCCCAUACUUCCUCCUUUCCAUCCCCCAUACUUCCUCCUUUCCAUCCCCCAUACUUCCUCCUUUCCAUCCCCCAUACUUCCUCCUUUCCAUCCCCCAUACUUCCUCCUUUCCAUCCCCCAUACUUCCUCCUUUCCAUCCCCCAUACUUCCUCCUUUCCAUCCCCCAUACUUCCUCCUUUCCAUCCCCCAUACUUCCUCCUUUCCAUCCCCCAUACUUCCUCCUUUCCAUCCCCCAUACUUCCUCCUUUCCAUCCCCCAUACUUCCUCUUUCCAUCCCCCAUACUUCCUCCUUUCCAUCCCCCAUACUUCCUCCUUUCCAUCCCCCAUACUUCCUCCUUUCCAUCCCCCAUACUUCCUCCUUUCCAUCCCCCAUACUUCCUCCUUUCCAUCCCCCAUACUUCCUCCUUUCCAUCCCCCAUACUUCUCCCUCCUUUCCAUCCCCCAUAUUUCCUCCUUUCCAUCCCCCAUACUUCCUCCUUUCCAUCCCCCAUACUUCCUCCUUUCCAUCCCCCAUACUUCUCCCUCCUUUCCAUCCCCCAUACUUCCUCCUUUCCAUCCCCCAUACUUCCUCCUUUCCAUCCCCCAUACUUCUCCCUCCUUUCCAUCCCCCAUACUUCCUCCUUUCCAUCCCCCAUACUUCCUCCUUUCCAUCCCCCAUACUUCCUCCUUUCCAUCCCCCAUACUUCCUCCUUUCCAUCCCCCAUACUUCCUCCUUUCCAUCCCCCAUACUUCUCCCUCCUUUCCAUCCCCCAUACUUCCUCCUUUCCAUCCCCCAUACUUCCUCCUUUCCAUCCCCCAUACUUCCUCCUUUCCAUCCCCCAUACUUCUCCCUCCUUUCCAUCCCCCAUACUUCCUCCUUUCCAUCCCCCAUACUUCCUCCUUUCCAUCCCCCAUACUUCCUCCUUUCCAUCCCCCAUACUUCCUCCUUUCCAUCCCCCAUACUUCCUCCUUUCCAUCCCCCAUACUUCCUCCUUUCCAUCCCCCAUACUUCCUCCUUUCCAUCCCCCAUACUUCUCCCUCCUUUCCAUCCCCCAUACUUCCUCCUUUCCAUCCCCCAUACUUCCUCCUUUCCAUCCCCCAUACUUCCUCCUUUCCAUCCCCCAUACUUCCUCCUUUCCAUCCCCCAUACUUCCUCCUUUCCAUCCCCCAUACUUCCUCCUUUCCAUCCCCCAUACUUCCUCCUUUCCAUCCCCCAUACUUCCUCCUUUCCAUCCCCCAUACUUCCUCCUUUCCAUCCCCCAUACUUCCUCCUUUCCAUCCCCCAUACUUCCUCCUUUCCAUCCCCCAUACUUCCUCCUUUCCAUCCCCCAUACUUCCUCCUUUCCAUCCCCCAUACUUCCUCCUUUCCAUCCCCCAUACUUCCUCCUUUCCAUCCCCCAUACUUCCUCCUUUCCAUCCCCCAUACUUCCUCCUUUCCAUCCCCCAUACUUCCUCCUUUCCAUCCCCCAUACUUCCUCCUUUCCAUCCCCCAUACUUCCUCCUUUCCAUCCCCCAUACUUCUCCCUCCUUUCCAUCCCCCAUACUUCCUCCUUUCCAUCCCCCAUACUUCCUCCUUUCCAUCCCCCAUACUUCCUCCUUUCCAUCCCCCAUACUUCUCCCUCCUUUCCAUCCCCCAUACUUCCUCCUUUCCAUCCCCCAUACUUCCUCCUUUCCAUCCCCCAUACUUCCUCCUUUCCAUCCCCCAUACUUCUCCCUCCUUUCCAUCCCCCAUAGUUCCUCCUUUCCAUCCCCCAUACUUCCUCCUUUCCAUCCCCCAUACUUCCUCCUUUCCAUCCCCCAUACUUCUCCCUCCUUUCCAUCCCCCAUACUUCCUCCUUUCCAUCCCCCAUACUUCCUCCUUUCCAUCCCCCAUACUUCUCCCUCCUUUCCAUCCCCCAUACUUCUCCCUCCUUUCCAUCCCCCAUACUUCUCCCUCCUUUCCAUCCCCCAUACUUCCUCUUUUUCAUCCCCCAUACUUCUCCCUCCUUUCCAUCCCCCAUACUUCUCCCUCCUUUCCAUCCCCCAUACUGUUGGUGCAACCCUACGGUUUGCACUCGGCUUGUUGUCCGUGUGCGUGA